This is a messenger RNA of Zingiber officinale, 1416 nucleotides long. Its product is annotated as zinc finger protein 8-like. The transcript has a single exon. Gene Ontology annotation, biological process: trichome morphogenesis; response to gibberellin; trichome differentiation. NCBI's taxonomy places the organism in Eukaryota, Viridiplantae, Streptophyta, Magnoliopsida, Zingiberales, Zingiberaceae. The record is from RefSeq and is a predicted model, not a curated record. Gene Ontology annotation, molecular function: DNA-binding transcription factor activity. The coding region runs from base 429 to 1241 and encodes 270 amino acids.
CUUCGCUCACCAUCAAUAAACAGGAACAACUUCUGGUGCAUCUGUCAGUCCUGGGGUCUGCUCCAACUGUCCGCACUCCGCAAUCCUUCUCGCCAUGGCUAUACCUAAUGCUGUUUAGCUGAUCAUCUCUCCAUGCAAGAACCAAGCUGGGAGGUGAUGACCAUUGUUUCCGUACCCUGUCUGAAUUUUCGUUUCUGAAGUAUUCAGGAAAGGGAGGUGAUGGCUGGUGUCCUCUCUUCCCUUCCUCAACCAACGAACUCAGAUGUGAGAAAGAGAGACAGAAAGAGACAUGGACUAGAGAACAAGAAGACUGAGGAGUGGGGCGAGAAGAGAAGGACAAGAAAGGCUUGAGUUCUAAAUCUUUCUUAUUCCUCCUGAUUUCGGCUAAUUCAUUACUAGCUCUGAGGAAUAAAGGUAAGGAAGGAAGGAUGAGCGAGAAGGAGUCGCGUGCUGUGGACUCCUUUUCGGAACUACCUUUCAUUCGGCCGGCGCCCAAGCUCGCCUCCUCCGGCAUCCGCCUCUUCGGCAUCCAAGUCCCUCGCCCACCCUCCCCUGAAGAAGGCAGCGAGGAUGCAUCUGCAGCGGCGCUGGCCACCAGCAAAGGUGGAGGAGAGAGUAGCGGCAGUAGUGGCGGAACAGCCGCCAGGAAGUUCGAGUGCCACUACUGUUGCCGCCAAUUCCCGACGUCGCAAGCGCUCGGCGGUCACCAGAAUGCCCACAAGCGGGAGCGCCAGCACGCGAAGCGCGUGAAUCUCCAUUCCGCCGUUCUGGCUGCCGCCUACCAGAACCAGGCCGCCGCUUUCUACGGCGGCCACGGCCACCAUCUCUACGGCGGCCACGGCCACCAUCUCUACGGCGCCUUCUUCAACUCCCCGACCGGACGCUUCGCCCUAGAUUCCUCCGUCGCCGGUCCGAGGCACUACACUCCCUCGUGGCAUACAGCCGCCAGUAGCUUCUCCAGCCGUCGCACGGUGUCUGAGUCGGUGGCGCACCCCAGCGACGGACAGUCGCCGGGAGUAUGGAGGAUUCCGGCCUCCUUAGGGUUGAUCCAUUGCGACUCCAGGGAGAAAACUUUACCCACUCUAAGAAGAGAUCACCAGCAAUUAAUCACGGGAGUUGGCGGAGCCCCCGGCGACGACAGCACUUUUCCUUGUGCUAACGCUUCUCCUUCAGCCGACCAAUUUGUGCAGCAAACGAUGCCCAGUGUGAAGGAGAAGGUAAGUCUGGAUUUGCACCUCUGAUGAUCAAUUACCAUAAAUAUUGUUGUAGCUUGCCGAAUGAUCAUACAAUUAAUCUUCUUCUCGUCUAUGAUCUUCACUACGUGUAUUUGUUUUCUAAAAAUUUAUUUUAUAUUUUUAAUUUAAGACCUUGUUAUCAGAAACCCCACUCAUCUUACAAGAAGGGGUAUAGUUUCUU